AUGGCUUCCAAUGGUGACGUGCAGACAAACCAAGAUGUAACAGAUACACAGAUGGAAGGUGAAACUUCCUCAGCCCUGCCGAACGGUACCAAUGGCCAUAUGCAUGACCACGAACAUGCUCACGAUCAUGACCACACCAACCAUGACGAUCCCAACGCUGGUGCACUGUUCCAAGUCACCGUGAAGCUGCCGCACAAGCCCUACCAGCAACAGGUGAUGGUGACACAUCAAGAGCAGGUCCAAGAUGUGCGUCAGUCAAUUGUCGAGACACCGGAUACAUUCCAGUAUACCUGCUUCCACCUCGAGCACAACGGUCAGAGGAUCAACGAUUUCAUCGAGCUCUCCGAGGUCAAAGAUCUCAAGCCCAACGACGAAUUAGUCCUGAUGGAGGACCCCUACACGGAGAAAGAGGCGAGAUUACAUGUCAUUCGAAUAAGAGAGCUCAUCGGAGCCACCGGAGACCGCUCCGACCAGUUGCACGGUAUCUGUGCUGGGCUGUCUUUACACGACGAAAAGUUCGGCUCAACGCAAGCACCUGCGGACAAGUUGGAGGACAAUCCAUUGGCUGGCUACGAGGUUGACGGUCAACCAUCUUUGGACACCAUUCUACCUGCACAUGAGGAUACCUUGCCGAAGACGAUCAAAUCACUCUCUGUGUCUCAAUGGAACCCACCGCCAUACCAUCUGCGUCAGAGGGGUCAUCUGCUGUAUCUGCAGCUUACGACCAAUGAAGGCGAGCAGCAUCACAUCACGGCAAGCGUAUCCGGAUUCUUCGUCAAUAAGUCCUCGAGCAACAAAUUCGACCCGUUCCCCAAGCCAGCCCCUAAGAACCACAGCGCGCAUUCUUUACUGACCCUGAUCUCGCUGCUGUCACCGUCUUUCAACGAGACUUUCGUCGAGCUGCAGAAGAUCAACGGUCGGAAGGAUCUGCUCACAACAUUCCCAUUCCAAAAUGCCAUCCCAGCAAACCCUUGGCUCGUCCCAGCUUCGUAUGCCCAAGGAACCCAACACCAAGCUGAUCCUACAAGAGCGCAAGAGGCAUAUCUCAUUGGCGGCGCGGACGGAGCGGAAAACCUUCGGGAUUGGAAUGAAGAAUUCCAGACGACGCGCGAAUUGCCACGUGAGAACUUGCAAGACCGUGUUUUCCGCGAACGUUUGACUUCCAAGCUAUUUGCAGAUUACAACGAUGCCGCCGCCCGAGGUGCUGUGCUUGUGGCUCGUGGGGAGGUUGCACCUCUAAAUCCCACCGAAGGUCGAGAUGCACAGAUCUUUAUCUACAACAACAUCUUCUAUUCCUUUGGUGCCGAUGGCGUCCAGACGUUUGCCAGUGAAGGUGGUGACGAAGCUGCGAGAGUCGCUGUAGGAAAAGACGUUGCUGGUGUUAAGUCGGUCAACCAACUUGACAUUAAUGGGCUUUUCACGCCAGGUACUGUCGUAGUUGAUUAUCUCGGCAAACGCAUUGUUGGCCAAAGUAUUGUUCCGGGCAUUUUCAAGCAACGAGAGCCAGGCGAACAUCAAAUUGACUACGGUGGUGUCGAAGGCAGGGACAUUGUGACCGAGAACGAGGCCUUCGUUCCGGUCUUCGAAAAGCUUUCAAAAUCUCUACACGUCAAGAAGCACGCUGUCUGGGACAAGGAGAACAAGCGCCAUGAUUUGGAGGGAAGUGUCGAGACGAAAGGGCUGCUCGGAACAGAUGGCCGCAAAUACGUCCUUGAUUUGUACCGUAUCACACCGCUCGAUGUCGCUUGGUCAGAAGAAGUGGAGAGUGACACUUCUGAUACCAAGUACCCUCAUCGUAUGUCGGUCUUGAGGCUGGAACUUGUCGAGGCAUACUGGCGCAUGAAAAUGCAAGAAUAUGUCCGAGCCGAGGUGGAAAAGCGUCGUGCGAAUCAGGCUAAUGGCACCACCGAGGAACAGAAAAAAGUGGAGGACUCAAAGCCCGAUAGCCAUGCUGCUGAGGGCGAAAAGAAAGACGAGCAGAGCUCUGAGGCCGAGGUCGCCGAGAAGAAGCAGACUCCAGCUCUGGAGCAGGAGCGGGUUGACAUCUCGAACUUCAACUUCAGCCUCAAUCCAGACGUGUGCAGCGGACAGCAACCACAGACCGAUGAAGAGAAGCAAGAAUACGCCGAAGACGAGAAGGAAGUCCGGGCAGUCUGCGACUUCUUGCGAAGCAAGGUCGUUCCUGAUCUCAUCACAGACCUCCAUGAUGGUGAUGUCGGUUUCCCAAUGGAUGGUCAAUCUCUUUGUCAGUUAUUGCACAAACGUGGCAUCAACAUCAGAUAUCUCGGCCGACUGGCCAAGGCCGCAGAGGAGAAAGGUGUUCGUUUGCAAGCGUUCUCUCGGGUUGCCCUGCAAGAAAUGGUCGCUAGAGCUGUGAAGCACGUUAUCAACAGUUAUUUGCGACAUUUGCCUGCGGUCUUCGCUGCUGCUUGCAUUUCACAUCUUCUGAAUUGCUUGCUUGGGGCGGAAGUGAACCCAAAUCCUCGACCUGAGAUUGACGAGGACCUACGUGCGCUUUAUCCAGAGGGAGAUUUCUCCUUCGAGAAGAUGAACCCUACCAAAUUACAAGCAGAAAUCGCAAAACAGGUGCAGAUGCGAUACAGAUACGAACUCCAGGAAGGUUGGCGGGCGUCUAUCCAGCCACUGCCUCUACUUAGAGAGACGAGCUUGAAGCUUGGCCUACAGCUUGUUGCCCGAGAAUAUUCUUUCAGUAAAGGUGUUCAACUGUCUCUCGAGGCCUCACCUGCUCGAAGCAGCAGCGACACUCGUUCCAGCGAUGGUACGCAACAAGAAACCGCAAGCAAGAAAAAGAAGAAGAGCAAGGGUGGUGAGCAAGCGCAGACCAACGGUGCCGUCGUCAAGCCCAGCACGACCUUCACUCCCGACGAUGUUCUGAACAUCGCCCCUAUCGUUAAGGACUCGACGCCUAGAAGCGCGUUGGCUGAGGAAGCACUCGAAGCCGGCAAAAUCUCUCUAGCGCAAGGUCAGAAGCAGCUUGGUCAAGAAUUGGUGUUGGAAUCUUUAUCAUUGCAUGAGCAGAUCUACGGCAUUCUCCACCCCGAGGUUGCUAAGAUGUACCACUCCCUGUCAACAAUCUAUUAUCAGACUGACGAGAAAGAAGCCGCUGUUGAGCUUGCUCGCAAAGCGGUGAUCGUCACCGAGCGGACAUUGGGUGUGGAUUCUCACGAUGCGAUUCUGGCAUAUCUCAAUCUGUCUCUCUUCGAGCACCACGUUGGCAACACAAAACAGGCCUUGAAGUAUGUCAGACAUGCACUCGAUGUCUGGAAGAUCAUAUUCGGGCCUAGCCAUCCAGACUCGAUUACCACCAUGAACAACGCUGCGGUCAUGCUUCAGUCUCUCAAGGAAUACUCUGAAUCUCGCAAAUGGUUCGAAGCUUGUUUCACUGUUUGCGAGGGUCUUUUCGGACGACAGUCGAUCAAUGCUGCCACGAUCUUGUUCCAGCUGGCACAGGCUUUGGCUUUGGAUGCAGACGCCAAAGGAGCUGUGAAUAAGAUGCGUGAUGCGUACAACAUCUUCCUUGCAGAGCUGGGGCCCAAUGACCGCAACACGAAAGAGGCAGAGAGCUGGCUUGAGCAAUUGACUCAAAAUGCGGUCUCGUUGGCGAAGCAAGCUAAGGCCUUGCAAAGUCGAAGACUAGCCGGCCUGCGACAUCUUCCUCGAAUGGGUCUGGGUACUCGACUCCAACCACAGAAUGCCAACAGUGCUGCGCCGAAUGCAGCUGGUCGGACGGCCGCGACCCAGCCGAACGUCCGUACAGGCACCGGCAGUGUCGCGCUUGAUUCGAGAAGUAUUGAUGAAUUGUUGAAGUUUAUCGAGGGCGGAGACCCGGCUGGCAGCCCUCGUUCGAAGCAGAAGAAAUCACUGAAUCCGAAAGCAAGGACAGCUAGGAAAGCAACAGCUGCCUAG
Messenger RNA from Exophiala xenobiotica, 3927 nucleotides. RefSeq lists its product as uncharacterized. Gene Ontology annotation, cellular component: cytoplasm. Gene Ontology annotation, biological process: intracellular distribution of mitochondria. Gene Ontology annotation, molecular function: mRNA binding; protein binding. Bases 1 to 3927 code for a protein of 1308 amino acids. The transcript is spliced from 2 exons. NCBI's taxonomy places the organism in Eukaryota, Fungi, Ascomycota, Eurotiomycetes, Chaetothyriales, Herpotrichiellaceae. The record is from RefSeq and is a predicted model, not a curated record.